Molecule: messenger RNA, 774 nt
Organism: Bipolaris zeicola 26-R-13
Lineage: Eukaryota; Fungi; Ascomycota; Dothideomycetes; Pleosporales; Pleosporaceae
Exons: 2
Coding region: 1-774 (257 amino acids)
Source: RefSeq, a predicted model, not a curated record
AUGUCAUCCAACCCUUCUACCGUUAAUCACAAGAAGUUUGCGGGCUUUUCCGACCUUCCGCUAGAGGUGCGCGACAGAAUAUAUGCAAUUUGCGCAUAUGACAAGGACCGACUCAUCGAAAAGGAAGUGAGCCGACGCAGCACAACAACCACAAGUGAUGCUUUCUGGGCAGCGCGUGGUUACUACAGCUUGACCCAGGUCUCUCGCCAAACGCGGAAGGAGUUUCGUCCAUUGUACCUGAAGGAUCGCGCCAUUUCAGUGCACAUCCGUGAUGCGCAGGACUACCUCGAUGCUAUUUAUCCAGAUUCUGGAUCAAGUGUUGUUCACCGCGAAAACAUUGUCGCUUGGCUUACGAUUCGCACCGACGUGGAGCGACGUGGCAAAUAUGACACGCCCAUCGAAAUCCGGCCUCUUCUAGCCAGGCUCUUCAAUACGCCUGGCAUAGACUUUGAAUUUAACGGCAAAGGUGGCGCCAUUUUCAACGAAUUAUUCCUUGGCUAUGAACCAGAGUGGAGGGCCGCAGUCAACAACGAGUUCAAGAGCGUCGAGUUAAAAGAACCGAGUGUGUUCGGAAUGCGCCUGGUCCUGGAUCCUAAAUGCCCAACUCCCUGGAUCAAACAAUGUGCGAUUUCUGUUACCAGGCUACCGCAUGUACCAGAAGAAGCGCUCCAGUGGUUCAGUGCAUUGGGACUCGACACGGAAAACGACAUGAUCUUUGUUAGAAGGGGUGCACCGAAGUGGCUCCGUCGCGACUUCAUAAAGGUAUCGAAGUGA